AAAUAUCUGGUGACUGAGAGUAUUGUAAAUAGGAUGGACAGGAAACACUAUUGACAUAGUACAUCCAAAUGGGAAGGGAUGAAAUGGCAAUGUUAGAGAGUGGCUGUGUAAUUCAAGUUGGGUAUGAACUGACAAUUGAUGAGGAGGAUAUGCCCGAUGUAAGUUCUGCUCGGAUCUUCCGAGUGCCAAGGCUACGGCGAGACUCCAAAGACCGUUUGUACAGUCCACAUCUUGUUUCAAUCGGCCCUUUUCAUUAUGGGAAGAAGGAGCUGCAAGGCAUGGAGAACUCCAAAUCUGAGGCAGUUCGAAGGAUGCAAAAGAGGAUCCAUAGGAGUAAUCCAGAUGCGUCUAUCAAGUCAAUUGUUGAAGAAUUCAUCCUGCUCAAGGACAACAAGAUAAGGAAGUUCUAUGGUGAACAUAUUCACGUUACUUGUAUAGAACUAGCAUGGAUGGUAACCAGGGAUGCAUGUUUUAUUUAUGAAUUUCUUGUUAAUUAUAUAAAAGUUAGCAGGAAUGCUCACCACUCAUAUGAAACUCAACUAUCUCAAUUUCAGUAUGUUGAGUGUUUUUAUGAAGAAGAGAGUGUAUUUAAGUGGAAGCAUGAUUCAGUUUUUGAUGUCGAUCUUCAAAAUCCCAUGAGAGAAAGACUAAUGACUGAUAUACUUUUAUUUGAAAACCAAAUACCUUUGUGGGUUUUGAAGGAUCUCCUUAAAUUCCAGACGGGUUCUGCAGAAGCCGCAAAACAAAAAGUAGAACACUUAACGAGCAUGCUGCUUUGGCGAGCAGCCCGACAUGAAGUUUUCAUGUGGAAAGCUAGAGUUUCUUACAACAUGUACUGUAAGAAACAUGUCCUCGAAGUAGUCUACCGCUCCAUGGUGGGCAGGGAUGUCGAGGAACUCCUAGAUUCGCCGCCUUCGUCUCGCAAUUGCAUGCAGAUCUGCUUGGAGAAAUGCUUUGGUUCAAUGAAAGCCAUUUGUAGACGUUGGUAUAAUCUUUGUUUUGUCAAUUCCUCCUCAAAUAAGAGCCCUGGCAACGCGGUCGAUAUGGUGUAUCUGAAGCUCCCAACAGCAAUGGAACUCGUGCGCGGAGGAGUGAAGAUCUAGCCAGUUCUCUUUGAAGAUAUAAAAAGAGCAGUCUCGCAAGAUCCAACUAGAUCGAUGGAUUAUUGUUCAGCCAUUCGAUGGACAAGAUUUGAUGAGAAAACAUCAACGUUGUACUUACCACAAUUCAGGGUCACGUCGGAGUUACAAAUAUUGAUAGGAAGCAUUAUUGCCAUGGAAGUGGCCGUUAGAAGGUACAGUACAAAGCCAGUGACUCAGCUUGCGUUGCUUAUUGAAGAGGAUGUUGCAGUGCUCAGAAACGCAGAGGUGAUUAACAAUUUCCUCGGAAGCAACAAACAAGUGGCGGAGUAUUUCCUUUUGGCUAAAGGUAUUACCCAUGUCUGCGGCUGCAAACCAAUUGAUGACGUCAGAGUGAGGUUGCAUAAGUACACUAGAAGAAAGUACAAGAAACUCUGGAGUGAGUUCGUAGGUGCUUAGUUGCUUGCUGGGUCAAUGGCCGCCGUGCUGCUAAUUCUGAUGACAGUAGCGCAAGAUUUUUGUCUUUUUCUCACUUGUGACCUUUACUCCUCUUUUCCGUUAGAGUCUAUUUUUCAAUUGUCAUCAGUGUUUACUUUAUGGCCAGGGUUUUCUUUAAAAUUAGUUUUAUGUACUGCUAAGUUUCAGACAGCUCUGUUGUUGUUCAUAUUGUAUAAUUUUUUUUACUGUUUGUUUCAAUAAAUAAAAAAAUUAAAUUAUCAA
Messenger RNA from Cryptomeria japonica (Japanese cedar), 1799 nucleotides. Its product is annotated as putative UPF0481 protein At3g02645. Bases 69 to 1103 code for a protein of 344 amino acids. The record is from RefSeq and is a predicted model, not a curated record. The transcript has a single exon. Lineage: Eukaryota; Viridiplantae; Streptophyta; Pinopsida; Cupressales; Cupressaceae.